Molecule: messenger RNA, 1130 nt
Organism: Cladocopium goreaui
Lineage: Eukaryota; Dinophyceae; Suessiales; Symbiodiniaceae
Source: the annotation of a GenBank genome assembly
CUCGAUUUGAUAGCCAAUGGAUACCUAUAGGGGAUACCUGUUACCAGACCUUUGCUCCGCAUGGCAACAUCAGCGCCCCAGUGUUCGCGUGCACCCUCGCUAUGGCUGGUCCAUGGUGCUCUCAUCUUAGUGCAGGUGAUAUUUGGAGGUGGCUCCGUGGUUGGAAAACUCGGCGCGGAAAAGUUCAAUCCAAUGCUCUUCGCAUUAAUUCGUGAAGGGGUCUCCGGACCUACGUUGUUGGCACUGGCAUUGUGGCGUGAUGGCACCCUGGUUCCAUUGCGAAAGGAUUGGGCACUGAUCUUAAUCAUGGGUUUGUGUGUCUUUUCCAACCAGGCCUUCUUUAUCAUAGGGGACAAGCUGGCAGGUCCCAUCAUCAGCAGUGCGUGGCAAUGUUCGCAGCCGAUUUUCACCUUGCUCAUCAGCCUUACGCUGGGCUGGGAACCAGCAACUGUGCGGAAGUUGCUGGGCAUUCUGCUAUCCUUUCUGGGUGGUGCUUUCUUGGUUUGCUACGGCCAAGACGUGGGAAGUCCCGGGGCGGUUGGGAAUGUGCUGUUGGCCCUCAACUGUCUUGGCACCUCUCUCUAUGUGAUCUUUGCCAAGAUUGCUUUGGAACGAUAUCCCCCCCCUGACAGUCACAGCCUGGGCCAUGAUGUCUGCAAGUGUGAUGAUGGCCAUUUCAGCAGGAAGUCUCAACAACUCAUGCGGCUUCAUUCAUUUCAUAUGUCCACCCACGGGCACACAAGACUUCACUUGUGGAAGCUACCAGGCUUCAUGUUCAGCUUGGUUGGUGCCAGCGACUGCCGUUCUUCCCCUGGCAUAUUGGAUCAUCUUCCAAAGCAUCUCAGCCUAUUUCCUACUCACUUGGGCCAAUCGUUACGCCCGAGCUGGCUACAUUCUGGCAUACACUGCCCUGCAGCCAUUCACCAGUACCCUUCUUAGUGUGAUUUUGAUCCUCUCUGGGGUCCAAGGGUUGCAGAUGCCUGGCUGGAACGUCCUAGGCUCCAUUGGUAUCUUUCUUGGACUUAUUUUGCUGAUCCUGGAUGGGAAACGUCAGCAUGAGGCUGACCAAGCCACCUUGCCAUCCUUGCGUGAGUCUUUGGGAGAUUAGAGCUGCGAAGGUUGAUGAAAAG